AUGGUAUCAUCAACUGUCAAAAUAAAGCCGCAAACGGACUCUUUGAGUCCUGAAGGUCUUUCAGACCGAAGCGGCGAGGUCGUAGACCGUGAUAAAACAUUUACGAGGAAUUUUUGCUUAACAUCAAGUGAUUCGUUCAUCUCUGAUUGGAUUGAAUUUUUAUUUUCAACCUGUUCAUUAGUUGCUAAAUCAAAUAUUGAACAAUAUGAAGAAUUAAUGAAGCCGCAAACGGACCAAACGGCGGGGACUUUGUCCCAUACAUUAAAUGAAAAACAGAAGGAAGCAUUUAAAGAACUUCUAGAUGAGGAAUUCAAUAAAGUGAAUAUCAUAGGUUUUAAUUCGGGAAAGUUUGAUUUAAAUUUAAUUCUUCGUGAUUUAAACACUGCAAAAUGGAAAAUAAAAUCAAUGCUGGGUUCUUCUUCUCAAUUUAAGCAAAUCAUUGUAAAGAAAACAAACUGUCCAUAUGAAUUAAGAUUUAUUGACAUCAGAAAUUAUAUAGCGGGUGGAACAUUAGACCAAUUCACUCAAGAUUUCGGAAACAAUAAAUCACGUGUUAAAUCCUUUUUCCCUUAUCAAUUCAUCACAUGGGAGAAUUACGAAGAUGAAUUAUAUAAAGUGGAACCAUUCACUCAAGAUUCAUUUUAUUCAGCAUUAACUCAAGAAACAAUAUCCGAUUCAGAUUAUCAAAUAUAUCUCAAUGAUGCUAAAAAUUUUGAGAAUAGAUUAGAAUAUUUUAUUCAUUAUUGCAAUAAAGACGUUGAAAUUAUGAUUGACCCAAUUGAUAAAAUUAUUGAAGAAACAUUUGUUUAUAAAAUUGACAUGCUUCAUAAUCUUUCUUUAUCAUCGAAUGCAUCAAUGAUUCGUUACGCGUUAGCAUAUAAGAACUUCAAUCCUAACGAAACAUAUCCAGAAGAAGAAAAUGUGGAAUCAAGUUUUGAAUUAACAAAAAAGUAUUGGAAAUAUAAAAUUGAUUCAUAUAAGAAACAAGAUGAAAAAGCAGAAAGGGAUACUAAAAACAAUGUU
This is a messenger RNA of Trichomonas vaginalis G3, 1023 nucleotides long. Its product is annotated as DNA/RNA polymerase superfamily. The transcript has a single exon. The annotation marks the transcript as partial. Lineage: Eukaryota; Parabasalia; Trichomonadida; Trichomonadidae. The record is from RefSeq and is a predicted model, not a curated record. Gene Ontology annotation, molecular function: nucleic acid binding.